Messenger RNA from Amoebophrya sp. A120, 2343 nucleotides. NCBI's taxonomy places the organism in Eukaryota, Dinophyceae, Syndiniales, Amoebophryaceae. The record is from the annotation of a GenBank genome assembly.
CACAGGGCAAUGAAUUUUGAGAUCUUCAUGUCAGCGCACCUUAUUUCCGGAUCAGCAUCUGACACAAAAUGUGAAAACGAGAAACAUGCGAAUCUUGAGUAUGAGUUCCCUUGCACAGGCGGCGACUUCGAUGUGGUAUUGAGACUGCAGAUCACUACGUACGUACUAUUUGGAAUCCAAAAAAAUUGAAAAGAAAAAUGUGUUUUCUGUUGAUGUUACUACGAAAGAACAACGACUCUGUAGUAUGCUGUGUAAAAAUUCAUGGAUUGAUUCUGAUAAAUAUGAUGCACACAUUGUUGACAUUAAACUUAAACAGCGACAGCACAUACCAUGAAUCCGGUGUAGGGAAUAUGAGAAAAUAGGUAGACGAAGCAGAUUUCAGGUUUUGAGAAUCAGCCUCAAGAGGAGCUCCCGGUCCUGCUUCCGGCGUGUCAAAAAAUUCGUUCUCUCCACCGGCGCCGUGGAGAGACAGGCGCACGCUGGUCGUACAGCGAGGACUGAGGACAAGUUUUUAGUGCCUCCAUGUGCUACUUCUAGAAUAAGUAGAACUUCUUGACAAAUAAACCACGACAUAGAUAUCACUUGAUAAAAAUGGACGGCGGCAAAAAGCCGGCCGGCGUGGUGAAGGGCGCCCUGAAGCUGAAGGGCGAGCUGCUGACCGACAAGAAGAAGAAGAAAAAGAAGGACAAAAAGGAGGACAAAGAGGACAAGGAAGAGUAUGUGGAACUGAAAAAGGUGGACAACCGGGACUGGAUGCGGACCACGCACUACGCCCAGGAGCAGUCGUUCACAACCCUGAAGGACCUGCAAGCGGACGAGGGCGACCUGAUAUGCAUUGCAAAAGUGUCGUACUCGUAUAAAUGCAUUACAAAUUUCCGCAGCGUGAGAAAUGAAAUUUGUGAUGCGGAUUUAGCUUAAGAAAGAGUAGAGAUUUGUAAUGCAUGAUUGCAAUACGAGUACGAUACUUUUGCACAGCAUACCUGACUGGCGAGGGAAACGUGCAGGCGGGGGACAUGAAGUCGUCCGCUUCUUCGUCGUCAGCCGUUUAUGCAAGGAAAAAAGUGUUUAGAGUUACUACACAUUGUGUUGCAGAACGUGCAAGACAGACAAUCUCUCUCAUGCGGAAAAGGCAACAUGCGAGCCAGAGCCUCGUUUCAUCCGUGUUCAUUUCCCUUAGGAUGUCUGCAUUGCUGUUUUUCUGUGCAAUGCAGAGCAAGUUUGUGGUGCUGAAGUUGCAACAUCAAACGUGUAAAGAACUGUAAAACACUUUUUUCUUUGGAUACCGUCGUCAAGUUGUCCACCAUUAUCAAGAAGGAGAACGAGCAGAACAACCCGCAGGGCAGCGGGAACGACCCGGCCAAGCAAUUGCUGACCCGGGGACAGCCCCUGCUAACCGAGUCGCAGAAGUCCUUUCUGAUCGCGCAAGAGAAGCGGAUGGCGGAGCAGACGGAGAAAGCGGUGAAGCUGACGCACCGGGAAAAGAUGGACCGGUUCAAUCGGCACUUGGGGGCGCUUAUCCAGUGCAAAUAUGUCUGGGUCUGGAAAGAACUUGUGAUGCUACGUGGCGAUGAUUGAGCAUACUCCUGAGAGCAGCCAAGCAUGACAAAUUUUCGGGACGACGGCGCUUCCUCAUGUGUUUUGCGCAUGAGAAACUGUCUGCGUUUUUGCAUGACAAAGAAUUCGGGCUUUUGUCGGUCACGCAAGACAGAUUUUACAGGGGUGCAAGACAAGCAAUACAGAUUUACAAUUUUGCCAGACCCAGACAUAUUUGCAUUUGAUAGCGCUGUCCGAGCACUUCGACAUCCCGCGUGUGGGACCGGGUUAAAGAAAAGGACGAGCAGCGGGGAGACUACUUACAGUUUGGGAUAUUUGGGAUUUCAAUUUCUUUUGUAUUUGUUUGAAGUUUAUUGCAACCAAAUUAUUGCGGGAACGAGGACAAGUGCGACAACGAGCUGUACCAGGAUGAGUUUUAAACGACCACAGCAAGAACUAAUUGAACCAGUUGGUCUUCUUGCUCUUGGUCAGACGAAACAGCACAGAGUUGUGUGACCUAGCUGCAAUACAGAUUUUGAUCCUGAGCCCGAGAAACAAGUAGUUUUUAGCUGCCAAGGUGACUUGAGAAGACACCGUCAUCUUCUAUAACCGGAAAGAUAGAAGUAGUUCCUUGUCCACCCCAGGUGGACGUAGGUAAUAUUACGAAAGCGACCUUUCACCUUUCAGCUUUGCCGCUCCUUGACGGGGCCGAGAUGAAGAAACGAAACUUUUAUUGCCCGCCGGCUGUCUCUGAUUUUCCGGAUGUCUUUCGAAGAAAAUUUUUUCUUUAGCGACCAGGUUGAUGCCCAC